Messenger RNA from Funneliformis caledonium, 1032 nucleotides. The record is from the annotation of a GenBank genome assembly. Lineage: Eukaryota; Fungi; Glomeromycota; Glomeromycetes; Glomerales; Glomeraceae.
AUGCAUGAUCAAAAUCCUUUAGGAUCGCUUCAACUUCUAGAAGACGUUCAAGGUCUCGUGAGCAUAAAGAUCAUUGAACUUAUCAUGAAAGCAACAAAAGAAGCACUAGGCGAAGCACAUCCAAAAGAAAGGUUGAAAGAACUACUAGUGAAAGUCGAAGUCUCAGAAAUGACAUAUGUGAAAGAAGUCCAAGUAUCUAGAAUAAAAGUUACGAACGUUAUGGCAGAAGUUUUAGAGAUUAAAAGUUCGAGUGAUAGUGUUGACAUAACUUCAGCAACAAAAACUCCCGAAAGAAGCAACAGAAAUGUAAGAAGUAUCGAAAGAAGUUCAAGUAAAAAUUUGAGUGAUAGUAUUGACAUAACUCUGGCAACAAAAACUCCCGAAAGAAGUAACAGAAAUGUAAGAAGUAUUAAAAGAAGUUUAGGUAAAAGUUUGAGUGAUAGUAUUGACAUAACUCCGGCAAUAAAAACUCUUGAAAGAGAUAACAGUAACAUAAGAAGUAUCGAAAGAAGUUCAGGUAAGAAUCCGAAUGAGAGUAUUGACAUAACUAUAACAGCAAAAACUCUUGAAAGAGAUAACAGAAAUGUAAGAAGUAUCAAAAGAAGUUCAGGUAAGAAUCCGAAUGAGAGUAUUGACAUAACUAUGAUAGUAAAAACUCUCAAAAGAGAUAACAAAAAUGUAAGAAGUAUCGAAAGAAGUUCAGGUAAAAGUUUGAGUGAUAGUAUUGACAUAACUCCGGCAACAAAAACUCUCGAAAGAGAUAACAGUAAUGUAAGAAGUAUCGAAAAAAGUUCCAAUAAGAGUACUAGACAAGAUUUAAAAAGAAAUGAUAAUAAAUUAAUCAAAUAUAUUAAACAAUUAUUUUACAAUAAAUCACGUAGAAAGCACUCUUUGGAAUCAUAUAAAGAAUACUCUCUAGAACUACAUGGAAGAUAUUUAAAAUCACGUAAAGUGCUCAAGGAUAUAACUGAUGAACAAUAUAAGUCUUUUAGGGAUAAAAUUGUCCAAAUCCUCUCUGGUCUUGACGACUAG